GGGGGGGCGGCAGGAAUGUGGCCCCGCCCCGGCCUCCACUACAAACCCGGCUGCGCCGAGCCGAGCCGAGCCACUGGGCUAGUAGCGUCAUGACCGCUUCGCCGCAGCCGCAGGUCGGGGAGCUGCUGGCCGAGGCCCGCAGGGCCUUCCGGGAGGAGUUCGGGGCCGAGCCCGAGCUGGCGGCGGCGGCGCCGGGCCGCGUCAACCUCAUCGGCGAGCACACGGACUACAACCAGGGCCUGGUGCUGCCCAUGGCACUGGAGCUAGUGACAGUGCUGGUGGGCAGCCCCCGGGCGGAUGGGCUGGUCUCCCUCCUCACCACCUCUCAAGAUGCUGAUGAGCCCCGAAGACUGCAGUUUCCACUGCCCACAGCCCAGCGAUCCCUGGAGCCUGGGACACCGCACUGGGCCAACUAUGUCAAGGGAGUAAUUCAACACUACCCUGCAGCUGCCCCUCUCCCUGGCUUCAGUGCAGUGGUGGUCAGCUCAGUGCCUUUGGGAGGUGGACUUUCCAGCUCUGCAUCCCUGGAAGUGGCCACAUACAUGUUCCUGCAGCAGCUCUGCCCAGACUCAGGGCCAAUAGCUGCCCGGGCCCAGGUAUGCCAGCGGGCCGAACACAGCUUCGCAGGGGUGCCCUGUGGCAUCAUGGACCAGUUGAUCUCACUUCUGGGGCAGAAGGGCCACGCGCUGCUCAUUGACUGCAGGUCUUUGGAGACAAGCCUGGUGCCGCUGUCAGACCCCAGGCUGGCUGUGCUCAUCACCAACUCCAACGUCCGCCACUCUCUGGGUGCCAGCGAGUACCCUGUGAGGCGGCGACAGUGUGAAGAAGUGGCCCGAGCGCUGGGCAAGGAGAGCCUGCGGGAAGUGCAGCUGGAAGAGCUGGAGGCUGGCAGAGAGCUGGUGAGCAAGGAGGGCUUCCGGCGGGCUCGGCACGUGGUAGGGGAGAUCCGACGUACGUCCCAGGCAGCGGCCGCCCUGAACCGUGGGGAUUACAGAGCCUUUGGCCGCCUCAUGGUAGAGAGCCACCACUCGCUCAGGGACGACUAUGAGGUGAGCUGCCCUGAGCUGGACCAGCUGGUGGAGGCUGCACUGUCUGUGCCCGGGGUCUAUGGCAGCCGCAUGACAGGUGGCGGCUUCGGGGGCUGCACGGUCACCCUGCUGGAGGCUUCUGCUGCGUCUCGAGCCAUGCAGCACAUACAGGAACAGUACAGCGGUACUGCCACCUUCUACCUCUCCCAGGCAGCUGAUGGUGCCAAGGUGCUGCACUUAUGAGGUCCUUCCCAGGAUGGCACAGGUCCUGCUAGGGGGCGAUCUGCAGAAGUUCCGUGCCUCCACCCCUGUGCUGUGCAUCUGGGUGGGUGCUCAAUAAACUCGGUGCCUCUGACGACA
Molecule: messenger RNA, 1388 nt
Organism: Erinaceus europaeus (western European hedgehog)
Lineage: Eukaryota; Metazoa; Chordata; Mammalia; Eulipotyphla; Erinaceidae
Gene: GALK1
Product: galactokinase 1
Exons: 8
Coding region: 90-1271 (393 amino acids)
Biological process (GO): carbohydrate phosphorylation; galactose metabolic process
Cellular component (GO): cytosol; cytoplasm
Molecular function (GO): ATP binding; galactokinase activity
Source: RefSeq, a predicted model, not a curated record